AACAGUCCAUGAAUUAAUGAAUCAACAGAAUCAAUGUAACCAGCUCAUGACACUCUCCAUUCAUCCUUUUUCGUUUUCUAUAAUAUCACAAUGCAUCAUUGCCUUUAAUAUCACCAUUUUUGUCGUCCAUUCGAGAGUUUUGGAUUCUGCAGCAAUAGUACACAUCUCUCUCUCAUUACGAUUUCAUGGCAGACAAGUUCUGCUACAUGCUGAUGAGAAUCCAUAUGGACUGCAAUGGUUGUUACAGAAAAGUAAGGAGAGCAAUUCUCGAUAUUCGAGAGUUGGAGACUCAUUCGAUAGAGAAGAAGGAGUGCAGGGUGAGCGUCUGCGGCAGAUUUAUACCGCAGGACGUAGCGAUCAAGAUAAGGAAGAAGACAAAUCGCAGAGUUGAGAUACUCGAUAUACAAGAGCUUAUGAGCAGUAACACCACCACCAACGAUCAAGAACACCUCCAAGAUCAGACGCCACGUACGCCUUUGAUCAGUUCUUGGAAUAAUGUCGUCUCGUACCCUAACCAAGUUGAAACUUUUUGUACAGAAUCACACCACCGUUAAACUUGAUUCGACUGAUUAAUGUGCAUUUAAAACUACUGUAACCAUCUUUCUUUACAGAGUUGGAGUAUGCAGGAUAACUUGUAUUAGGUUAGAGAGACUGGUCAAGUU
Molecule: messenger RNA, 662 nt
Organism: Pyrus x bretschneideri (Chinese white pear)
Lineage: Eukaryota; Viridiplantae; Streptophyta; Magnoliopsida; Rosales; Rosaceae
Product: heavy metal-associated isoprenylated plant protein 26-like
Exons: 3
Coding region: 186-554 (122 amino acids)
Molecular function (GO): metal ion binding
Source: RefSeq, a predicted model, not a curated record